This is a messenger RNA of Trichosporon asahii var. asahii CBS 2479, 1575 nucleotides long. RefSeq lists its product as uncharacterized. The record is from RefSeq and is a predicted model, not a curated record. Bases 1 to 1575 code for a protein of 524 amino acids. The transcript is spliced from 10 exons. Gene Ontology annotation, biological process: lactate metabolic process. Gene Ontology annotation, molecular function: L-lactate dehydrogenase (cytochrome) activity. Lineage: Eukaryota; Fungi; Basidiomycota; Tremellomycetes; Trichosporonales; Trichosporonaceae.
AUGUUCAGGCCGCUACUCCGCUCUGCCCUCGGAGGCGCUCGCCGCGCCGGUGCUGCCUCGAGGUCCGCCGCGAAGAGGACGAUCAUGACGGAGGCUCGAUCUGGUGCUGGAAACAGGCGCGCGUUCGUCGGUGUUGCCGGCGCCGUCUUCCUAGCCGGAACCGCCGCCUACGCUUUCAGCCAGCGCGCUGAGGCCGACUCGAUCCCGACCCGCGUCGUGUCGCUGCAGGAGCUCUCGAAGCAUGCGUCGGCCAGCUCGCUCUGGGUUGCUAUCGAUGGCAAGGUUUACGAACGCACCCCGGAGGCGCCAAGAUUCUUCUCGACAACGCCGGCAAGGACGCUCUACAAGGGUAUUCACCCUCCGGGAACGCUCGAGAAGUACGCCGAGGUCGCCGUCUGCAUCGGCCGCCUGGACGAGAAUGCCAUCGAGGCCGCGAACCAGCAGACGCCCGAGGAGGCGCGCAUGCAGGCUGCCCGUGACGCUCUGUUCGGCAUCGACAGCGUUUCUUCUCUUAACGACUUCGAGGACGUCAUUCCGAUCCACGCGUGGGCUUACUACUCGACUGGAGCCGACAGCGAGGGCGGUGAGUCUCCAUCAUCUUCCGCCAGCUACGAACCACUUUGUGAGCUGACUCCAGCUCUCGCUGAGAACGCUGCCGCGUUCACUCGCGUCUUCUUCCGUCCCCGUGUCAUGCGCUGCGUCGGUGACGCGACCCCGGAGACCGAGAUUCUCGGCGUCAAGUCCAGCAUUCCUGUCUACGUCUCUCCGACGGCGCGCAACGGUCUCGGCAACCCCGAGGGUGAGGUCGCCGUCACCAAGGGUGUGGGCGAGGCUGGCGUCUUCCAGGUCCUUUCGCACUAUGCGAGCCGCAGUCUCGAGGAAGUCAAGGCUGCUGCGAAGGACGGUCAGCAGAUCGGCUGGCAGGUGUACCUGAAGCCCGACCGUAAGAAGUCGGCCGAGGAGAUCGCCGAGGCCGCCAAGGCUGGCGCGCACUCCAUCUGGGUCACUGUCGACACUACGAUUCGCGAGGCUGAGCGCCGCAUUCAUGCCGACCUGAACCCGACGCCGCACGGCGCACCGCUCACCCGCCAGACCGGCGCAUACAAAUGGAUGACGUCGUUCUCGCGAAGAAGUACGGAGCCGACGCAGUUGUUCUCUCGAACCACGGUGGACGACAGCUUGACUAGUGCGUUUCUCUCCCACAUCCCUUCUCACCGUGAUCCCAACUACCAUAUCCCAGAAAAAGCCAAGCUAACCGGCAGCGCCCAGCCCCCGCUGAAAACGCUCUACGAUGUAAACCAGCACGCGCCCCACGUUCUUGGCCAGAAGGGCUUCAGCGUCUUCCUCGACGGCGGCGUGCGACACGGCACCGACGUGCUCAAGGCGCUGUGCCUGGGCGCUAACGCCGUCGGUCUCGGCCGGCCGUUCAUCUACGCCGCUGCUGGGUGGGGAUCCGAGGGCGUCGAGAAGGCGUGCAUGCUCCUCGAGGAGGAGAUUGAGAUCGGCAUGAAGCUCCUUGGCGUCACGAGGCUGGACCAGCUCGGACCGGAGUACCUCGACACGAGCAAGCUGUAG